Messenger RNA from Carya illinoinensis, 1995 nucleotides. RefSeq names its product putative disease resistance RPP13-like protein 1. The record is from RefSeq and is a predicted model, not a curated record. NCBI's taxonomy places the organism in Eukaryota, Viridiplantae, Streptophyta, Magnoliopsida, Fagales, Juglandaceae. Gene Ontology annotation, biological process: defense response to other organism. The transcript has a single exon. Gene Ontology annotation, molecular function: ADP binding. Bases 33 to 1658 code for a protein of 541 amino acids.
UCGAUUGGAAGGAAAAAUUUUCACAAGUUCAGAUGGCGCUUAAAGAUGCAACUGAGGAGCAAUACACUAAAGAAGUAGUGAAAGCAUGGCUUAAUGAUUUCACACAAUUGGCAUACGACGUGGAAGAUAUUCUGGAUGAGCUGUCCACGGCCAAAGCUAAUCCGCAGCGCAUGUUGAUUAAUGAAAAUCAGGCAGGCACGAGUAAGGUACGGAAUCUUGUCACUGAUUGCUUUACCGGUUUGUCUCCAAGUACUGGCAUUGAUUUCAGGAGUGAGAUUAGAAAAAUGAAAGAGGACAUCAUUCCUCGAUUAGAUAAACUUAUGGCAGCAAAAAAUGUACUGAACUCGGAUACAAAUGUUGCAAGAACAAAGGAAACGCCUUCUACUUCUUUGGUGCCGACCACAGAUCACAUGUAUGGCAGGGACGAGGACUCAGAGGCUGUGCUUAAAUUAUUGCUCAGUGAUGCUGCUUCAACUGAAGUGAACGUGAUUUCUAUAACUGGUAUGGAGGGUAUAGGCAAGACAAGACUCGCCCAGUUUAUAUACAAUGAUGAAAAAGUUAAAAACUUUUUUAAUCUGAAAGCAUGGGUUUGUGUUUCUGAAGAUUUUGAUGUUGAGGCGAUUACAAAAACAAUAUUACUCCAUGCGCAACCUGAAAUCAACUGUGACAACAUGGAUCUAAAUCGGUUGCAACUCAAACUAAAAGAGGCAAUACGUGGGAAGAGGUUUCUAAUUGUUCUGGAUGAUGUUUGGAAUCGUAACAUUUCUCAGUGGACUCUCCUGCGUGCUCCUUUGGAAGCAAUGGCUCCAAGAAGCAGCAUUAUCAUUACAACUUGUGAUCAAGAAAUCUCAUCGCGGAUGAGUACCCUGGCCUUCAAAGUUAAACCUUACAGGUUAGGAUCAUUGUCAAAUGAUGCUUGUUUGUCUCUAUUUGCCCAACAUGCAUUUCAUUCAAGAGAUUUUAGUGCACAUCCGGAGCUUAAAGAUAUUAGUCAGCAAAUUGUAAGAAACUUUUACUGCUUGCCUCUAGCUGUAAAAGCAGUCGGAAACCUCUUGCACAAUAAGGAAGCAAGUAAGUGGGAUUUAGUUUUAAACAGAAAGAUAUGGGAUACAUUGGAGGAAAGUAGAAUUGCUUCAAUUCUUAUGUCGAUCAGUUAUCGUCAUCUCCCCUUACAUUUAAGGAGGUGCUUUGCAUACUGUUCUAUAUUCCCGGAAGGCUAUGAAUUUGAGAAGACUCAGGUGGUUCUAUUAUGGAUGGCAGAAGGUUUGAUUCAACAAAAAGAGAACAUCGAAAUGGAAGAUUUGGGUAUGGAGUAUUUUGACAGUCUGGUUUCAUGCUCACUUUUUCAACAGUCUAGCAAGGACAAAUCAAGAUUUCUAAAGCAUGAGAUCGUCAAUUAUCAUGCUAAAUUGGCAGCAGGAGAUACAUAUUUUAUAAUGCAGGAGAGAGCUGAGGGCAAUGAGCAAGAUCAGAAUAAUUUUGAAAAGGUCCGCCACAUGUCUUACUCGGGUGGCGAAUACGAUAGUUUUGAAAAGUUUGAGGUAUUUUUUAAACUCACUCAUUUACGUACCUUCUUACCUCUUAUGUGCCAUCUCCAGUCACAUGUUAUCUGGAUUUUCGUGUUCCUCUUCAACUGCACCCAAGAUUACAAAGCCUAAGGGUUCUCUCUCUAAGGGGGUACCGCAUAACUGAGCUACCUGAUUCAAUUGGUAAGUUAAAGCAUCUAAGGUACCUCGACCUUUCCGAUACUUGGAUCAGAAGUAUGCCCGAAUCAAUAACUGAUCUCUACAACUUACAAACAUUGUUGUUAGAGGAUUGUUUUUAUUUAGAUAAAUUGCCUUCGAUGUUUGGGAACCUGGUCAACCUUCGCCACCUCAAUAUUCUAGGUGCGACUAAUUUGAAAGGCAUGCCUAGGCAAAUAGGUCAAUUAAAAUUUCUCCAAACACUGUCUAAUGUGGUUAUUGGAGACGGUGGUUGCUUCGGAAUAAAAGAUCU